Chrysoperla carnea is the source of this 1023-nucleotide messenger RNA. RefSeq names its product acyl-CoA Delta-9 desaturase-like. The transcript is spliced from 5 exons. Gene Ontology annotation, molecular function: iron ion binding; stearoyl-CoA 9-desaturase activity. Lineage: Eukaryota; Metazoa; Arthropoda; Insecta; Neuroptera; Chrysopidae. Gene Ontology annotation, biological process: unsaturated fatty acid biosynthetic process. Gene Ontology annotation, cellular component: endoplasmic reticulum membrane. The coding region runs from base 1 to 1023 and encodes 340 amino acids. The record is from RefSeq and is a predicted model, not a curated record.
AUGUCACCAAGUCCCCUUCAAGACGAAUAUGUUUUACAUAAAAGUGAAUAUGAACCAGAUAGACAAUAUAAAAGAAAAUAUCGUUGGGAUUAUAUAAUAUUCUUCAUCAUAUUUCAUAUUCAAGCAAUUUAUGGCAUUUAUUUGAUGAUCACGUCGGCGAAAUUACUAACAACUGCUUUUGCUUUUGUUCUAUAUUUGGUAGCAUUAUUCUCCGCUACGGCUGGAUCUCAUCGGUUAUGGUCACAUCGUGCGUACAAAGCCAAAUGGCAAUUGAAAUUGCUGUUGGUAAUUUUCCAAACUAUAGCAUUUCAAGAGACAUUAUACAGAUGGAUACUAUACCAUCGAUUACAUCAUAAAUAUACUGAUACAAAUGCUGACCCACAUAAUUCAAAACGUGGAUUCUUUUUUUCACAAAUCGGAUGGUUAAUGAUUGAGGCACAUCCAGACCAAAUAGAAAAACGUAAAACAAUUGAUAUGUCCGAUAUAAAGAGUGAUCCAUUCGUAAGAUUUCAAAUAAGAUAUUAUUACAGGAUGUUAUUUUUAUUUUUCGCUUUCUUACCAACGGUAAUUCCAUGGUAUUUCUGGAACGAAACUCUUACAAAUUCAUGGUUUGUUGCUGUGCCAUUGCGUUACCUUUUUUCACUACACAUUACAUUCUUUGUAAAUAGUUGGGCUCAUUUCUGGGGAAACCAGCCCUAUGACAUAGGUACAACCGGUCGAGAAACUUUGUUUCUUUCAAUCAUAACGUUGGGUGAAGGGUGGCAUAACUAUCAUCACACUUUCCCCUGGGAUUAUAGAGCCAGUGAAUUUGGUGGCGGUCGUAUAAAUGUUACAACAUUUGUAUUGAAGAAUAUAUUUGGAAAAAUCGGUUGGGCUUACGAUUUUAAAACCGUUUCGGAUGAUAUGAUACAAAAGCGUAUUGAACGAACCGGUGAUGGAUCAUAUUCACCUUCAAUUUGGGGUUGGGGUGAUCGUGAUCAAACAGAAGAGAAUAAAAGUUUUGCUACUAUUGAAAAUUUUUGA